AUGGAAGAUCUGCAAUAUUUUUAUGUGAAAAAAAUAAAUAAAAAUUUCCAAAAAAAUGGUGAUCAAACGAAACAUGAGGAAGACAAGGAGGAAGAUAGUAAGAGAAAUGACGUGAUAAACAAAUUCAGAAUAUGGGAACAGAUGCCCUUAUUAAAUAAAAUGAAAAAGAAAUUAUCAAGAGAGAACGAUGGAUGGGACGUAAUAUCAAACAUUUCAAAAUGUUCUUCAGAUGAUAGAAAAGAAACGGAAAAAAAAAAAAUAUUAAUUUGUUUAGGAAAUAACAAUUUCGGUCAAUUAGGAUUUCAAGAAAGUUCAAAAAUUGGAAUAGUGGAUUUUUCUACUGUCAUUAUAAGCAAAAAUUAUUCGACCAAUCAUAGGCACCCAAGAGGUAGAGUCAAACGUAGGGUUCAAUUGGGAGUGGAUGAUGCAGUGAUGGAUGAUGCUGUUGUGGAUGAUGCAGUGAUGGAUGAAACCUUCGAGGAAGCACAAAGACUAGGGGAAUCUUGCACAAGACGAAAAAAAUACAAUGACAUUGCCAGAGACAUGAAGAGACGGAACAAGAGCAGGCCAGUGUUUAAUAGACACUCAAAUAACUUCCUGAGUAAAAACGAAAUGUAUAACAAUAUACUGACUAGGCUUCCAAACGAUUUUAAUUUAUCAACAAUAAAAAGAUUAAAAAUUGAUGAAGAAGAUAAAAAAAGCAAAGGCAAAGGUAGCAUUCACAACUUGCGUGAAAACAGACUUAUCAGCAGUAGUAGUGGUAAGAAAUACAGAAGUAUUACGAAUCCAGAUAUGAAUGGUAGAAAAGAAGAAAAAGAAAAAGUGAAUGUACAAAUGGGUGAAGAAGCACAGUUACAGAUAGAGGAAGAAGAGCGAAAGGAGAGUAAAAGAAAAGACAUAGAAAGUUUAAGGAUGAAAUUUUACAAAGAAAGAAAUUACCUCAUUAGGAAUAAGUACGAAGAAGUGAAAAUGGUAGCUAAAAAAAAGUUCUUUUCUGAAAAUGAAAAUGAUAAUUAUUAUAAAAAAAGGAUUAAUCAGUACGAUGAAUUUUUGAAAAUAAAUGAAUACACGGAUAGAACCAAGGGUGAUGCAAUCAUUAGUCCAAGUAUACACACAGGUAUUUACAAUACUAACUUGGGAAAUAAACAAACACAUAUGAGCAACAGUUUCAAUAGCAAUUUCAAUCAUUCAGAUUCCGAAACCAAGAGGGGAGAAAAUUACAAUUAUUUUAACCCUAAAACAAUUAACUGCGGAAAAUAUCACUCUGGAGUGGUAAGUAAAAAUGGAUUCGUCUGUUUGUGGGGUUUGAAUUGCUAUGGACAACUAGGAGUGAAUCCAAACAAGUCAAUACAUACAUGUUAUAAAAAAACCAAACUGAAAAAGUUAAAAAAAAUUGAGAACAAAAAAAAAAAUCCCAAAAAAAAAUCAAUAAUGAGUAGGAGGAGAAGUAUUUUCUCAUUUAUGGAAAAAGAGAAAACAAUUUUGUCUCCAUAUAUAUAUAAAUUAAUUCCUUUAAAACAUUUUGGAUACAAACAUAAAGUAAAAGAUAUAAGUUUAGGAGCGUUUCAUACAUUAUUACUCACAUAUGAUGGGUUCGUUUUUACCUUCGGAUGUAAUAAAAAAUCACAGUUAGGUUUACCUAAUGUAUAUGAUAAAAAAAUAUCACACACAAGUAAACCAUUCCUUCUACCUCUCGUGAUUGGAGAAAGAGGGAUGCAUAGGAAUAACCCUAGAUAUGGAAGAACGAAUACCUUUUUUUUCUCGUCCAAUUCGACUUAUGCUAAUAUUGCUCAUCCAAUUAUAUUCAUAAGUUGUGGAAGCUACAAUAGUGCUGUGAUUGAUGCGAACAAGGAAUUGUGGAUGUGGGGCUGGAAUAAGUUUGGACAGAUAGACAAUUCGUACGCAAUUGAGAAGAUGAAGAAGAAGAAGCAGAAUCAGAAGCAGAAGGAAGAAGGAGAAAAAUAUGCAAAGAAAUUUAGAACAUGCAGUGGGGGCAAAAUACGUGUUGAUAUCAUGAAUAUGAAAAAUAUAAGUGAAAUUUUACAUAAAGGAGGAGAAAAAAUAAAACAGAAGCUAACGUCAAAGAAGGAAUUAGAUGAAAAGGUACAGGAGGAGAAGGAGGACAAAUAUAAUCGAAGGAAUUAUAAAAAAAGGAACAAAAAUGUGAAUAUCCCAAGGAAUAUUAAAAUAAAAAACAAAAAAAUCCUUCAAGUUAGUAUAGGAAAGUACCAUUGUUUAUGCCUUACUGAAGAGAAAUCUGUGUAUAUAUGGGGAUAUUUGAAAAAAGAAAAGAAAAAAAAGAAUGAAAAUUAUUCAUAUAUAUCAUGCUGUCAUGAUAAGGAAUACUAUAAGAACAUUACACGAAUAACAAAAAUGAGUUGUUUAAGCAGUUUAUACAUUUCUAAUAUUGUUUCAUCAAGUACUCACACUGCUUUUGUCUCCCCAAUUACCUACAUUGAUAGGAAGAGUGAUUUGUCAAAGGAGGUGAAUGAUAGUAAACUCUCAGUUGUAAAGAAGGAAAAGGCUAGUGAAAAGUAUAGGCGCAAUAUUCUACUAAAAAAUAAAAACUUGGAUUACUUAAAAUACUACUCUGAUCAAGUCAAAACAAGAGGGGGAGAUAACAUUUUUUAUGUCAAAUACACAGAUUUGCAUUUUCUCAUAAAUAAUGCAGAGCACCAACAGGAGAAGAAAAAUUGGACGUGUGAGUUCACUUCCUCGAACGAAAAUGUAUACUUUAUAAAUAAUGCACUUCAUGUUAGUAACAUAUAUCAGCACACAAAUAAUUAUUAUCUGAGCACGGGAGGAGGAGCGGGAGGAGGAAUAACAGCAGCAGGAGCACAUGGAUGUGAAACUAAAAGCAUAAACUUCCAAAGGAGGGAGACACAUAGUAACAUGCAUAUAGACAAGUACUGCUAUAAAGAGCAUGCUUGUAUCUGCAAGGAUGGAGAAAAAAUGGAAAAAAUUUUACAACCCUUAUUUCUUAGCAAUAAUAAUAACCUCGAUCGAGUGUACUUGAUACAAAUAUUUCAAGUGGCGUUAGGGAAAAACUUUGGAAUUUUUUUAACAUCAUCCCCAUCUAUUAAUCGAAUUUUAAAUAAAAAAAAAAUCGAUUAUAUAAAUAAUAUUUGUUCAUUAGAUGUUUUGAGACAUAAAAUUCCAGAGAGAAACUUAUUUAUCAUAGGAAAAUCUGAUUUCCACGAAAUUCUUUUACCAAGUAAUUGUAAACAGACGACACUCCCAAUUUGUCUGCAUAAAAAUAAAUUAAUAAAUGAAGUUCUAAUAAGAAAUAAAAAACAUAACUUUUUAAAUUUAUCAAAAAGGAAAAAAUACUCAGAUCAGAUUAGCUACAAUAUUAACUUAUUCAAUUUAAAAAAAUAUCAUGAAAGAAUAAAAAAAAGCGUAAUAAACUGUAGUUUACUCUACAAUGACAUCGACCAUCAGGGAAAGUUUUCUCUCAUGUUGGAUCCAGGCAAUGCCAAGAAUAAUUCACUCUCUGCAUACAAGUUGAACUCGUCUAACUUCCGCACAAGUAGUAGCAGAAAUAAAAAGUCCAUUUCGUACGUCCAAACGUCAAGUGAUAGAACCAGCAGCAACAGCAACAGAAACAACAGCAGCAGCAGCAACAGCAACGGCAAUAACAACCUUUUUCAAUUCAACUUGACACAGAAUCGAAACACAAAAUCGGUAGGAAACCCUAAGAACUAUCCCUCCCCUCAAGAAUACUUUUCUGGGAAUUCCCAAUUAGGAUUCUGCCUUUCGGGUGAAGAUCUGAAUGAAUAUAGCAAUGGUGGAUAUAAGAAUGAGCAGAGUAAUGGGAAUAACCCUGAAGAGACCUCCAAAAUGAGACAUUUCGACAAAAGGUCUGCACAUUCAGAAAAUUCAGAGAAAAUGUAUUCCUCCUUAGACAGAAUCAGUCUGAACAUGCAGAUGGGUGAAGAAAAAGCGGAAGUAAAAAAAAAAAAAAAGCCUACCCCUUUGUUGUGCAUAAAUCAGAAGGGAAAAAGUUUUUUGAGUUCAUCAAACGAUGGAAAUUUGGAAGGAAAAAAUAAUACACAUAAUGAAACCAAAUUGGGAAUAACAAGUAAAGACGUCAACACAUAUGAUGAACAUUGCGAAUACCCAUCUCGAAAGGAUGAAACUUCAGGGAGUUCUCUCAUGACACCGAAUGAUGAAGAGGACUUGUCCAAAAGUGCACGAACUGGUGAUUUAAAAUUUCCACACACGAGCAGGAGCAGGAGCGGCAGCAACAGUAAUAGCAGAAGAAGUUAUAACAAUAUUGCCACUAUUGAUGAAAAAAAUAACGCUGACCGAUCUAUUUUAAUUUCUGUCGAUUCAUCUGAAAAAGUACCAAAGGAAAAAAAUGAGACUUACACAGAAAAAGAAGUAGGAAUGGCAUUAAAAUCACCAAUGGAAAGGAGAAAAAGAUCGUCAUAUAUAAAUAAAAAAAAAUUAUUUAGAAAUAUAAUAUUACAAGCUAUCGAUAACAUGAAUAAUGACUUUUUAAAUGGAAAAAAUGAAAGGCGUAAAUUUAAUAAAUGGGACCAAGCAAAAUUAAAAUUUAAAGUUUUCAAAAAAAGAAAAUCCUGUUUAUGGAAUUAUUUCACCUAUCAUCAGAUUAAGAGAAAAUCCCCCUUCGGUUCGAAUUUGCUAGAAAAUAUUGUUAACAUAACGCUCCUAGACGUCGCAUGUGGAGAUUACCAUUCCUUGAUAUUGUUAGAGGUGGAUACCAUAUUAUGA
Molecule: messenger RNA, 4737 nt
Organism: Plasmodium gonderi
Lineage: Eukaryota; Apicomplexa; Aconoidasida; Haemosporida; Plasmodiidae
Exons: 1
Coding region: 1-4737 (1578 amino acids)
Source: RefSeq, a predicted model, not a curated record